AUGUCUGACUUCACCGAGAACAAUCGCCAGUACUUCGAAAAAAUGGCUAGUACCUACAACGACGAAUUCAAGGAAUUCAUUGAGAAGAAUUGCACAGAGGUCCUUAGCCGUCGUGCGUGGAUCAGUGAUACCUGGACCGACACCGAGUCUGGCCAGGGUAGGGAGAUCAAGAUGCUCGAGUACGCCUGCGGACCGGGUCCUAUAUCCAUGACUCUAGCUCCCUUCGUAAGCAAGAUCAUCGGCAUGGAUGUUUCAGAUGGCAUGAUCAGCGAGUUCAACAAGAACGCGAAGGAUGCGGGCUUAGUAAACAAGAUGACUGGAGUCAAAGCUGAUCUUCUCGCCGAGUCUGUGGCGGAGGAACUCUCCGCAGAAGAAUACACCAAUUUCGACCUUGUGGUGGUCAGCAUGGCGCUGCACCACUUUGAGAACCCCGAACUGGCCUUGGCGCGGUUGAGUGAGCGCCUCAAGAAAGGGGGUGUGCUUUUGGUCCUCGAGAUCCUGGCAGCAGGGGACCACCACGGCCAUCACGGCCAUCAUCAUAACCACCACCACCACCACCACCAUGAUGAGCAGCAUGAUUCAGCUCAUGGGAAGCUUGACUUUGGCGACGCUGAACACACAAUCGGCAGCCAUGGGUUCACACUCGAGCGGAUUCAGCAACUCUAUGAAGAAGCCGGAGUAGGCCUGAAUUUCCGAAGCGAGGUGUUGGAGCAUCAAAUGACAUUCAAGAUUCAUCAGAAGCUGCCGAAAGCCCUAUUCCUUGCUCGGGGACAACGCUGCUGAACAGUUUUAGUGAUAGAGUUGCAAUUAGAAGAGUAAUGGACUGAAUGUGAUGUGUGCCUUGCGUUCUCCAAUUUGUGUACUUAUUUUUUCCUUCUUUUCGACAUCAGACUAGGAGGUACCGAGUAGUCUAGGUUGUGUCGUGGUAGUUGCAGGUGCACCAUGACGCUGUAAGACAGUCAACCAAUCAUGUUUCGCGAAUAGUCAGACGCGAUCCGGCAGGAGAUCAAGUGUUCGGGAUUGGAGUUGACCGUGACAUCUGGUCGGAUGGAUCAUUACUCGAGAUGCUGGAGUAAGGCGACUGUAACAUCAUAAAUCCACGCAUUGACAGUCAUUUCCA
Aspergillus uvarum CBS 121591 is the source of this 1120-nucleotide messenger RNA. Its product is annotated as class I SAM-dependent methyltransferase. The record is from RefSeq and is a predicted model, not a curated record. Gene Ontology annotation, molecular function: S-adenosylmethionine-dependent methyltransferase activity. The transcript has 3 exons. The coding region runs from base 1 to 783 and encodes 260 amino acids. NCBI's taxonomy places the organism in Eukaryota, Fungi, Ascomycota, Eurotiomycetes, Eurotiales, Aspergillaceae.